CCAGAAUUUAACUCUAAUUUAACUGCUCCCAUUGUUCUAACGGAAUCAAUGAUGAUCCUCAACCUCACAAACGAAGCUGCAGUACUCGAAAUGAUCCCACAACCACGCCGCCGUGAAAUUCCGGCAUUACCCAUGCUCUGGUAACCACGAUUCAUUCAUCUCCCCCACAGAUUAUGGCUUGAAUUAUCUGUUCAUAGCAUUUCACUGCCGAUUAUGGACACUCUCUUUGUCCCCAUAUCCUUCUCCGAAUCUCCUCACCCUUUACUCACCCGCAACACCAACGCCGGUGCUCAAUCGAGGAUUGGACCUCUUUCCCGCUUCUCGCCGCGUUCUUCUCUAAUUCGGCUCAAUCGCUUUCCCAUUCCCUGUAAGAAGAUUUCCUAUCCUCGGUUCGGUCACUUCCGUUGCGCCGCCGAGGCCUCCGAUCACCGACACGGUCACCAUCACCACCACCAUGGCUGCCAGCACCAUUGCGGUGGUGACAGUGAUGGAGUGGAGCUGACUGGGGCUCAAAAGGCGUUUGUUCGAUUUGCGGAAGCUAUUAGGUGGACGGACUUGGCGAAUUACUUGAGGGAGCAUCUACACUUGUGUUGCGGUUCUGCAGCUUUGUUUGUAACUGCAGCUGCGUGCCCUUAUUUGGUGCCAAAACCUGCUGUGAAGCCUCUACAGAAUGUUUUCAUUGCAGUUGCUUUUCCUUUAGUCGGGGUCUCUGCUUCUCUUGAUGCUCUAACCGAUAUUAGCGGUGGGAGAGUAAACAUCCAUGUGCUAAUGGCUCUUGCAGCCUUUGCAUCAAUAUUUAUGGGGAACCCCUUGGAAGGAGGACUACUUCUUGUGAUGUUUAAUAUGGCUCAUAUUGCUGAAGAGUAUUUCACAAAGCAAUCAAUGAUUGAUGUUAAAGAGUUGAAGGAAAGUCAUCCAGAUUUUGCUCUUGUUCUUGAUGUGAAUGAUGAUAACCUUCCCGAUACUUCAGAUCUGGAGCAUAGAAGGGUGCCAGUGCGUGAUGUUGAAGUGGGCUCAUAUAUCUUGGUGGGAGCUGGCGAGUCUGUCCCUGUAGACUGUGAAGUUUAUCAAGGUUGUGCGACGAUCACUGUUGAGCACUUGACAGGAGAAGUCAAACCAUUGCAAAUCAAGGUUGGGGAAAGAGUUCCAGGCGGAGCAAGAAACUUGGACGGGAGGAUCAUAGUGAAGGCUACAAAAACAUGGGAAGAGUCAACACUUAGCAGGAUUGUGCAGUUGACUGAAGAAGCACAACUUAAUAAACCAAAGCUACAGAGGUGGCUCGAUGAAUUUGGUGAGAAUUACAGCAAGGUUGUUGUAGUCUUAUCUGUGGCGGUUGCCCUUAUUGGACCAUUAUUGUUCAAGUGGCCAUUUAUAUGCACACCAGGUUUCAGAGGAUCAGUUUAUAGAGCACUUGGGCUCAUGGUAGCCGCAUCACCAUGUGCACUGGCAGCAGCGCCAUUGGCAUAUGCUAUUGCAAUAAGUUCCUGUGCAAGAAAGGGGAUACUCCUGAAAGGUGGACACGUGCUUGAUGCUAUGGCUUCUUCUCACACUGUUGCAUUUGAUAAAACCGGAACAUUGACUACAGGAGGACUUGUGUUUAAAGCCAUAGAACCCAUUUAUGGGCAUAAGAUUGGAGGAGAUAAAUCACAUUUUGCUUCCUGUUGCAUACCGAGCUGCGAAAAAGAAGCCCUUGCAGUGGCAGCUGCCAUGGAAAAGGGUACUACUCACCCAAUUGGAAGAGCUGUAGUAGAUCAUAGUGUGGGGAAAGACCUUCCUUCUAUUUCUGUUGAAAGUUUUGAAUAUUUCCCUGGAAGAGGUCUCAUUGCAACUCUGCAUGGCAUUAAGGUAGAAGGAGAAGAGUAUUUACAUUCAAUCUCUAUCUUACAGUCGGGAAUUGGAGGUAAAUUGCGGAAAGCAUCUCUUGGUUCUGUGGAUUUCAUCACUUCCUUCUGCAAAUCCGAAAAUGAAUCAAGGAAGAUCAAGGACGCUGUUAGAGCAUCAACAUAUGGAAGUGAAUUUGUUCAUGCUGCUCUUUCAGUUGAUCAAAAGGUAACACUGAUUCACCUUGAGGAUCAACCUCGACCUGGAGUCGUAGAUGCAAUAGCAGAACUACAAGAUCAGGGAAAACUCCGAGUUAUGAUGUUAACAGGUGAUCAUGAUUCAAGUGCAUGGAAAGUUGCGAAUGCUGUGGGCAUAAAUGAAGUUUACUACAGUCUUAAGCCAGAGGACAAACUUGCUCACGUGAAGGAAAUUUCAAGGGAGAUGGGGGGUGGUCUGAUCAUGGUAGGCGAAGGUAUAAACGAUGCACCUGCACUUGCUGCUGCUACUGUGGGGAUGGUUCUUGCCCGUCGUGCAAGUGCUACUGCUACAGCUGUUGCAGACGUCCUGCUUCUUCAGGACAGUAUUUCCGCUGUACCAUUCUGCAUUGCCAAAUCUCGUCAGACCACUUCAUUGGUCAAGCAAAAUGUGACCCUUGCCUUGUCAUCUAUCCUUCUAGCCUCUCUCCCAUCCGUUUUGGGGUUUCUUCCCUUGUGGCUAACGGUCCUUCUACACGAGGGUGGCACUCUCCUGGUUUGCCUGAACUCCGUACGUGCUCUAAAUCAGCCCUCAUGGUCAUGGAAACAAGAUUUUCAAAAUCUGAUGCACAACCCCAGAUCUAAACUCAACCCGAAACCCGAGACUAGCUCUGGUACCAUCCAAACUGCAACUUCAUAGCAUAAAAUUCUUCUUUCUCGCCAAAGUAAGCCAUGAUCUUAACCAAAACUCACAUUGAUAUUCUUUUUCUCUCUUCCUUUGUUCUUACUUUCAUCUCGAUUUGUAAAUUGUAAUAUAUGUAUGAAUGCUAUUGUUAUACAGUCAUUUGCUUGUCAAUCGACAAACUGUAAAAGAACAAAAAGCUGAUUGCCGAACAGAGGUGAAAUAAUAUGUAGUUUUGUGUUGGUCAUGUAAGCCAAAAUUUUGUCACGUAAA
Molecule: messenger RNA, 2970 nt
Organism: Benincasa hispida (wax gourd)
Lineage: Eukaryota; Viridiplantae; Streptophyta; Magnoliopsida; Cucurbitales; Cucurbitaceae
Source: RefSeq, a predicted model, not a curated record